AUGUUUCAGUUAGAUUCACCACUGGUUUUAUGCUUGAGAAAUGGUGGUAUGCAAGUGUUAGGUGAAAAUGGUAUUAUGAUGUUCCCGGUGGUGUUUCUUGUUAUCACGUUCGGAAUCUCUGUGAUAAUACUCGGUCUUUUUGCCUAUUCACUGCUUUCAUACCUAUUAUUGUGUUUUGAGCACGAAGCAAUUUGGUCCCGGAUUGAAGCUCGUGCUCUGCAUUUGCAUUCCCAUCUUUGUAAUAGCAUGCCCCCCGUUGGAAUUGCCUGUGCCGUCUUUGGUGGUGCAGCGUACGGCCUGCUUGCACCGAUGUUUGCCACGUUCCAGGCAAUCGAGGAAGGGAAACGGACAAAUUCUAUCACUGAUGGAAUUUGUAGCACUCUGAAAGGAAGCUUCACUAUUAUCCGAGACUUCUUAGACGUUUGUUUAUUUUCUUAUUUCUCGAUUAUGGAUGAGCUACGACAUCAAGGACCUGCAGAGGGGAAAUACUACGAGAUCAGAUUGAUUUACGUUCCCCAAGCUCUAAUAGCUGGGGUGCUCGGUGCAUUUGUCGAUUUUCCCGGCUGGCAUCGCUUGUUUCACGAUUGCAUCGGACGUGAAUGGCCAUUCUUGGAGACUAUUUGCAUGCCAUUCGCUGGUCUGGCCAUUCUACUCUGGCCGUUGGCGGUUGUCGGGGCCGUGUUGGGCUCCAUGGUGUCGAGCAUCUUCUUGGGCGCUUACGCUGCUGUGAUCGUCUAUCAGGAGAGGUCUUUCUGGUAUGGAUUGUGUUAUAUUGUUGCUUCGGUUUCUAUUUACGACGAAUACAGCAACGAUAUCCUUGACAUGCCUGAAGGACCACGUUAUAGAAAGAAAUCGAAGAUGCCUCCAUCGCACACUAACUCAUCCGCUUCUAUUUCACGGCCGAGUUCUUUCACAAAGGCGCCCUCAUGA
Messenger RNA from Salvia splendens (bonfire salvia), 930 nucleotides. RefSeq lists its product as uncharacterized. The coding region runs from base 1 to 930 and encodes 309 amino acids. The record is from RefSeq and is a predicted model, not a curated record. The transcript has 8 exons. Lineage: Eukaryota; Viridiplantae; Streptophyta; Magnoliopsida; Lamiales; Lamiaceae.